Messenger RNA from Schizosaccharomyces osmophilus, 1800 nucleotides. It is a transcript of the gene ilv3, whose product is annotated as dihydroxy-acid dehydratase Ilv3. Gene Ontology annotation, cellular component: mitochondrion. Lineage: Eukaryota; Fungi; Ascomycota; Schizosaccharomycetes; Schizosaccharomycetales; Schizosaccharomycetaceae. Gene Ontology annotation, biological process: branched-chain amino acid biosynthetic process. Bases 1 to 1800 code for a protein of 599 amino acids. Gene Ontology annotation, molecular function: dihydroxy-acid dehydratase activity. The transcript has a single exon. The record is from RefSeq and is a predicted model, not a curated record.
AUGAUUUUGAACAAGUUGGUUCGCGCCCAGGCAUCUGUGGCUGCUGCAAGACGUGCUGUUUUCAACACUCGUACCUUUAAAACCUCUGCUUCAGUUUUCGAAGAGCAAAAGCUUAACAAGUUUAGUGGAACGGUUACUGGGCCCAAGUCUCAAGGUGCUUCUCAAGCCAUGUUAUACGCUACCGGCCUGACCGAGACCGAUAUAGAAGAUCCUCAGGUUGGUAUUGCCAGCUGUUGGUACGAGGGUAACCCUUGUAAUAUGCAUUUAUUAGAUCUUGGCCGCAGAGUUAAAGAAGGUGUCAAAAAGGCUGGCCUUACUGGCUUUCAAUUUAAUACUAUUGGUGUAAGUGACGGUAUUUCCAUGGGUACCAGUGGUAUGCGUUAUAGUUUGCAAUCUCGUGAAAUUAUCGCCGAUUCUAUUGAAACUGUCAUGCAAGGUCAAUGGUACGAUGCCAACAUUUCCAUUCCAGGUUGUGACAAGAAUAUGCCUGGUUGCUUAAUUGCCAUGGGCCGUGUCAAUCGCCCUAGUAUCAUGGUAUACGGUGGUACCAUUCUCCCUGGUCAUUCUUCCUGCAUGAACAAUGCCCCCAUCGAUUUGGUUUCUGCUUUCCAAUCUUAUGGUCAGUUUAUCUCGGGUCAAAUCAACGAGGAAACUCGUCAUGAUAUCAUUCGUCACGCUUGCCCUGGAGGCGGUGCCUGUGGUGGUAUGUACACUGCUAAUACCAUCGCAAGCUGUGCCGAAGUCAUCGGUAUGACUUUGCCCGGUUCUUCAUCUUUCCCUGCUGGUACCCCUGAAAAGUUUGCUGAAUGUGAAGCUGCUGGCGAUGCCAUCAAGCGCCUUAUGGUUGAAGAUAUAAGACCGAGCGACAUUAUGACUCGAAAGGCAUUUGAAAAUGCCAUCGUAUUGACAAUGGCUUUGGGAGGUUCUACUAACGUUGUUUUACAUUUGAUUGCCAUUGCCAAGUCCGUAGGUAUUACUUUGACUUUGGACGAUUUCCAAGCUGUCAGCAACCGUACUCCUUUCAUCGCUGACAUGAAGCCUAGCGGUAAGUAUGUUAUGGCAGACUUGUUUAAGAUUGGUGGUAUCCCUGCCGUCCUUAAAUACCUUCAUGCUGAAGGUCUUAUUGAUGGUUCCACUAUGACUGUUACCGGUAAGACACUCGCUGAAAACUUGCGCGAGGCCAAGCCUUUGCAAGAAGGUCAAAAAAUUAUCAAACCUUUAAGUGCUCCUAUGAAGACUGAAGGUCACUUGCGAAUUCUCCGUGGCAGUUUGGCACCCGAAGGAUCCGUAGCAAAGAUCACUGGAAAAGAGGGAUUAGAAUUCCGUGGUAAGGCUCGUGUGUUCGAUGCCGAAGCUGAUUUUAUCAGCGCUUUGGAACGCGGUGAAUUCAAGAAGGGUGAAAAGACUGUAAUCGUUAUUCGUUUUGAAGGUCCUAAGGGUGGCCCUGGUAUGCCUGAAAUGUUGAAGCCUUCUAGUGCUAUCAUGGGUGCCGGACUCGGUAAGGACGUUGCCCUUUUGACUGACGGACGUUUCAGCGGUGGUUCUCACGGAUUUUUGAUCGGUCACGUCGAUCCCGAAGCUCAAGCUGGUGGCCCCAUUGCUCUCGUAAAAGACGGUGACAUUAUCGAAAUUAACGCCAUAAAAAACACUUUGAACUUGGUGGUUGACGAGCAAGAAAUGGCUUGUCGCCGUCAAGCUUGGAGAGCUCCUCCUUUCAAGUAUCAACAAGGCACUCUUUUGAAGUACUCUCGCAAUGUCAGUACUGCUUCCAAGGGUGCUAUUACUGACUCUCUGGAUUAA